Messenger RNA from Rubroshorea leprosula, 2923 nucleotides. NCBI's taxonomy places the organism in Eukaryota, Viridiplantae, Streptophyta, Magnoliopsida, Malvales, Dipterocarpaceae. The record is from the annotation of a GenBank genome assembly.
AGAAGAACGAGCAGAGCUUCUGGAGUUCUUGAGGGUCAAUCAAGAUGUGUUCGCAUGGACUACUGAUGAAAUGCCUGGCAUCCCGGCAGAGUUAACAGUCCACAAACUCAGCACAGAUCCUACCAAAAGGCUGGUGGUGCAGAAACGUCGCCUUUUUGGCCCAGAGAAACAAGCUGCCAUAGACGAGGAGAUACAAAAGCUGUUACAGGCAGGCUUCAUUAGAAGAGUGGAGUACUCUGAGUGGGUGUCCAACCCUGUGCUCGUCAAAAAGCCAAAUGGCAAGUGGAGGAUGUGUAUUGACUUCACCAACCUUAAUGAUGCGUGUCCAAAAGACCCUUAUCCUUUGCCAAACGUCGAGAAGUUAGUGGAGCGGGCAGCUGGACAUGAACGGAUGAGUUUUCUUGACGCCAGCUCGGGCUAUCACCAGGUUCAGUUGCUGUUGGAUGACCAAGAGAAAACAGCUUUCUACGCAGGGGACGCUAUCUAUUGCUAUGUGAUGAUGCCAUUUGGCUUGAAAAAUGCUGGCGCUACAUAUCAGAAGCUAGUACAAAUCGUCUUCAAGCUCCAGAUUGGCAGAAACAUAGAAGUGUAUGUGGAUGACAUGAUAGUCACCAGCGUGCGAGCUGAGGACCAUAUAGACGACCUGAGUGAAACCUUUCAGAAUUUGCGUCGAGCUCAAAUGAAGCUGAACCCUCUGAAGUGCACGUUCGCUGUAGAAUCAGGAAAAUUCCUAGGAUACGUGGUAUCCCAGAAAGGAAUAGAAGUAAAUCCAGAGAAGGUUGAGGCCAUUCAGCAAAUGGAGCCGCCAAGGACUAUCAAAGACGUGCAGCGUUUGACGGGCCAUAUUGCUGCGCUGCACAGGUUUGUAGCCAGGUCGGCAGAAAGAUGCCUUCCGUUCUUCAGGGCCCUGCAAGAGCCCAAAAGUUUUCAAUGGACCGAUACGUGGGUUACAGCAGAGGCGAUUAGCUCGGUCCUACUCAGGGAAGAGAAUAAGAACCAGAAGCCUAUCUGUUAUGUAAGCAAAGUCUUACAGGGUGCCGAGCAGAACUACCCACUAGCGGAAAAGGCUGCUUUUGCCCUGGUUUACACAGCUCGUAAGUUGAGAGCCUACUUUCAAUCACACCAGAUUAUUGUCUAUACCGAUUUGCCGUUGAGGAGGAUAUUGCAAAAACCGGAGCUCUCUGGUCGGCUCAUCGGAUGGAGUGUCGAACUGAGUGAGUAUGACCUUAAAUUUCAACCGCGCACGACUAUAAAAGGCCAAGCUGUGGCAGACUUCCUAGUUGAAUGUGCCCCGGCGGCUGUUAAAGAAAAGGUAUCUGAAUACCCAGUUUGGGUUUUGUAUGUAGAUGGAGCUGCUAAUGUCGAAGGAUCAGGUGCUGGAGCUGUGUUACUGGGCCUUGAUGGCUUCAAGUCUGAGCACGCACUAAGGUUUAAGUUUCAGACGAUCAAUAAUGCUGCAGAAUAUGAAGCCCUCAUAUAUGGAUUGAAGCUGGCGGCCGAGCUGAAGGUACAAAGCAUUCAGGUCUUCAGCGACUCUCAGCUCGUCGUCCGCCAGGUGAAUGGCAGUUGCGACAUCAGGGAUCUCCAGCUCGGCCGUUAUGCCUCUGUGGUCAACAGAUUGAAGUCAAGAUUCGCUUCAUUUCAGAUCGACAAAAUACCGCGGGCAGAUAACCACCGAGCUGAUGAGCUGUCAAAGUUAGCCUCCUCGCAGGACAUUAACCCUCGAAGAUCAACAAUCGUCGAGGUGCUUGACGCACCAAGUUACACUGAUUUCACAGUCGACUGUCAACUACUCACCUCAAUGCCCCUCUUACGCUGCCUUACUCCUUAUGAAGCCGAAUAUGCCGUGAGAGAAGUUCACGAGGGAGUUUGUGGCACGCACAUCGGCGGCAGAACCUUAGCCCAGAAGCUCCUAAGGCAUGGUUAUUACUGGCCCACUAUGGUCGAGGACGCACAGAAUUAUGUCAAAAAGUGCCCGACCUGCCAGUUCAAUGCUGAUGAUAUUCACAUGCCAGGGGAAAUGCUGUCAUCUCUUACGUCUCCCUGGCCCUUCGCUCAAUGGGGUGUUGACCUGCUCGACCCCUUCAUCAAAGGCAAAGGAGGCUGCACUUUCCUAGUCGUCGCAGUGGAUUACUUCACUAAGUGGAUAGAAGCUAAACCAUUAUCCACCACAACAGAAAGAAAAAUAGAAGAAUUCUUGUUCAAUUCAAUAUUGUGCAGGUUCGGCAUACCUAAGCGGAUUAUCGCCGACAAUGGGCCGCAGUUCCGAGCAGCGGCGUUGAGAUCGUUUUGCAACGAUUAUGGCAUUGAGCUCGCCUUGACAUCUGUGUACACUCCACAGUCCAAUGGGCAAGCCGAGUCCGCCAAUAAACUCGUCUUGCGAGGCCUCAAGGCACGAGUGGGCGAAACCCCUUUCAGCCUGACCUAUGGAGCUGAGGCCGUCAUCCCAGUGGAAGUGGGAUUGCCAUCCGAUAGAUCAGAUCGCCAUGACAAUCAGAGUAAUGAACAACUCUUAAGGGAGAACCUGGACUUUGUGGAAGAAAUCAGGGAGAUGUCACGAAUAAGAAACAUGGCACAUCAAAAUCGUGUUGCAAAAUUUUACAAUAAAAGGGUUCGAGCUCGCCAGUUUCAAGUUGGUGACCUGGUUCUACGCAAAGCUGGAUUGACAAACACUUACUCGCACAUGGGCAAGCUCGCUCCUAAUUGGGAAGGCCCCUAUGUGGUUGUUCAAAUUAAGCGACCUGGGUCUUACGUGUUAGCAAAUAUACAAGGACGUCAGUUACCUUAUAUUUGGAACAUACAUAAUCUUAGGAAGUUUUACAGUUAGCAUAUAUGUCAUUAGUGUUCAAGUCGUUACUGAUCAGUUGUAAACAACGAUAUACCGAAAAUACAACGCAAAUUCGAAGAAAAGUUCAUUUUGUAU